AUGAGUGAUGAGGAAUCAGAUUAUGCACCUUCUGAUGAUCUAUGGACAGAUUCUGAUUUAGACAAGGAAGGUGGGGUUAGGUACCCUGAUUUUAAUUCAGAGAGAAAUAUGCAAGAUCCUACUUUCAAAGUAGGUAUGCGUUUUAAAAAUAAGAAUGAAUUUAAGGAAGCUUGUAGAACCUAUGGUAUUAAGAAUAGGUUUCAAAUUCACUUCCCUAAGAAUGAUCAUCAACGGGUUCUUGCAAAAUGCUACAAAUCAUGUGGAUGGAAGAUCUAUGCAAGCAAAAAGAAUCCCAAAGACUCAAAUGAUCCUACUAUGCAGAUUAAGAGUGCCAACUUAACACAUAAUUGUGGAAAAGACUUCAGUAACUUUCAUGUGACAUCCAAAUGGUUAGCUGAAACUUAUUUGGAGACUUAUAGGAUGGAUCCACAUUGGAGCUUAUCAGGGUUAGUACAAAGGGUGAAAGAAGAUUGGAGUUUAAGCAUAAAUAGGAUGAAGGCAUGGAGGGCCAGAGAAUGGGCACAAAAAGCAAUAAAUGGAAAUGAGCAAGAACAAUAUGGUAGACUUUAUGACUAUAGAGAGGAGAUACUCAGAACCAACCUAGACACUACAUUUGAGUUUAUCACUGAUAGAGGUGUUUUUGAGGGAUUGUACAUUUGUUUAGGGCCAUUGAAAAAGGCAUUUAAUGCUGGUUGUAGGAAUUUGAUAUGCUUGGAUGGAUGUUGGCUCAAAGGCACAUAUGGAGGUCAACUAUUAUCCGUUGUCACUAUUGACCCUAAUGAUUGCAUAUUUUCAAUUGCAUAUGCAGUUGUUAAAAUAGAAAAUGAUCAAAACCGGAAAUGGUUCCUUGAGCAUCUUAAGGAUGAUAUGCAAAUGCAUAACAGUCAUAGCUAG
Messenger RNA from Hevea brasiliensis (rubber tree), 894 nucleotides. RefSeq lists its product as uncharacterized. The record is from RefSeq and is a predicted model, not a curated record. Bases 1 to 894 code for a protein of 297 amino acids. The transcript has a single exon. Lineage: Eukaryota; Viridiplantae; Streptophyta; Magnoliopsida; Malpighiales; Euphorbiaceae.